Messenger RNA from Alternaria novae-zelandiae, 2868 nucleotides. RefSeq lists its product as uncharacterized. Bases 1 to 2868 code for a protein of 955 amino acids. The record is from RefSeq and is a predicted model, not a curated record. The transcript is spliced from 3 exons. Lineage: Eukaryota; Fungi; Ascomycota; Dothideomycetes; Pleosporales; Pleosporaceae.
AUGUGGAGCCGACGAGAGCGCCUUGAGAUUGAUGUCAUGAAUCGGAUCUUACGAGAGCCGGACUACCAACCCUUCCUGAGGGAGGAGGUAAACGCCGCCAACAAGUUCAGAGCCACGCGGGCCUACCAGACACACAGAGAAGCAUACGACAAGAAGAACAGCACACCCGCUGCCUCUACGUCCAAGCCUGAUGAGACUACGCCAGCUCAGCAUGAAGUUGGUGACGGAAAGAAGCCUCUAGCACCUAAGACACCGCCCCCCUCUACGCCGAAGCCUAGUAAGACUCCGAGAACUGAGCAUAAAGCCGGCGACGAACAGGAACCUCUAGCAGAAUUCGUUACAAGGAAGUCGCCGAUCACCACCACCGCGAUCAUCACCACCGCAGCGCCCAUGUCAACUGCGGCCAAAAUCUCACCCGCAGCGCCCAUACCAACGACAGCUAAUACCUCGACCGCAGUGCCUACUCUUACAGCAGCAUCAAAUGCCACAGCAGCAUCAAAUGCCACAGCAGCAUUAAAUGCCACAGCCAUCCCCGUCACAGCCGCCAUACCCAUCACAGCCGCCAUCCCCAUCACAACCGCGACGCCCACUCCUACAGCGCCUAUACCAACCGCAGCUAAUACCUUAACCACAGCGCCUACUAUUACAGCAGCAUUAGAUGCCACAGCCAUCCCUAUCACAGCUGCCACCCCUAUCACAUCCGCAACGCCUACUCCUACAGCAGCAUUAGAUGCCACAGCUACCCCUAUUACAUCCGCGACGCCUAUCACAACCGCCACCCCCAUUACAUCUGCGACGCCUAUCACAUCUGCAACGCCUACUCCUACCGCAGCAUGUACUGCUACUGCCACCUCUAUCACAGCCGCCACCCCUAUUACAACCGCGACGUCCAUCGCAACCGCGACGCCUGCUCCCACGGCAGCAUCUACUGCCACUGCCACCCCCAUUGGAACACUCGGCAUACAGGACGACUGGUCUCCUCCUCCGGACAACGACGACCACGAAGAUUAUGGCGUCGCCAUCCCGUUCAGUCAGAGUAGCGCGCAGCCCCCAGAGCCUGAGUCCCGGAAAAGGGUUAAGCUGACCGUCGACCUCUCACAGCCACCAAGCAAGUCGGACAUUGAGGCAAUGCAGAUCACCAGGGCAAAAGAGUUGGACAGCGCAUCCGAUUACAUCCUGAAGCUGACCCUCCGAAUGGACACAUGCCCACGGGCGGGGAUGCUCCGUGACGUCGUUCAAAUGGCGGUGCAGCAAUAUCAAGAGUCCGACGGUGCCAUACCGCUGAUUCUUCUUCCGCUCGGACCGUGGCCUAUCAGCCUCGCCUCUAUGCUCGAGGUGUGCUACGCCAAGACGUGGCUGCCCGGCACGACUAUCGACUUCCUUGUCGAGAGAUGCGGCAGUUCACGGGGGUACUUACCGGAGGUCGUGUAUGUCGCUACAAGCAGUCCAGUAUACAUGGAAACCAUCGGAAAGUCAUCAUCUAACCCCGAGAUACGCCCCAACAUCGCAUCACUUGUUCCGCAAUCAGUCUUCAUCAUCCCUGAGCUCGACGCCGCAGCGUCCAUCGUCUUCACUUGGAAUCCAACCAACAGCCAUUGGGUAGUGGUGCAGGCGCUAUGCAUGGAAUUUGGGGCGGGGCUCAUGCGCGUCUACGACACAGGACGUAGAUACCGAUCUACCUCUAUGUUCGAGCAGGAGCUCCGGCAAUUCCUUGCGCUGGUGGCGCUCUCUCACCCCCGGUCGAGAUUGGCGGACGUCGAUUGGAACACAGUGGCCAUUAGAUACGAGGACACAGUACAACAAGAGGCAGAUGACUGCGGAGUCUUCGCAGCGUGGAAUGUGAGGACAUUACUUCACAAUGACCAGCCCGCGAAGUCGGCCUCCAACGCUUUGAGCGUUGGCACGGCACUCCGCCGGGAGCUGUUCACCGAAGCACACAGCACUAUCAGCGGCCGUGAUCCUCCCUACUGCUCGAGCCAGGCUGCGCUCGAUGCGCACAUCGAGCAUCUAUCUGGCAACCACCACAACGAUGACAAGAGCAAGGACUCCGACGACAACGACCACAACGAUGACAAGAGCAAGGACCCCGACCACAACGACUACAAUGAUGACAAGAGCAAUGACCCCGAGGGCAACGACUAUGACAGUGACAGCAGCGAUGGCUACGCUGAGCGCAUAUCUCACUCUCCUAAGAUUCGACAUUAUCUUACGCACCAUGACCCCGACGAGCAGGACAUCAUUGUCCGUAGCGAAGCCGUCGCCAUUCUUGAACACAAGACGCAGAACCUUCCGCACCUAGAUUUACCAGAUUUCAGUGGUCGCAAAGUGAAAGCUCUCUUGCGACGUUUUGCCAGGCGCUACCUUGCUACAGUCCGCAAUGGAGAAUUCCAAGAAAUGCAUCAUAAGCUGCGCACUAUGCUGCGCAAUAGAAAAACGCUGGGCAGGAGGAAAAUAAAAUCCUCCCAUGUGAACGUUAGCCAUCCCGGUUCAUUUGUUGAUGGGAAAUUCGUCAAGGCCAGUACGCGCAUUAUCCCUACAUGCAUCGAAGCGUACGCCCUCGAAGGCAGCACUACCAUCCGCGCCACCGCGGCUCGUGCUAUCUUUGGCACAGAUCUCCAUGUUUGCGCUUCGCCGCCUGACCCGACACGCACAUACGAUUUGGUGCUUCCGUGCUUCCGUCGCUCGGGCAGGCCACGGGACAGCGUCCGCUCCGACACCGAAGUCCUCCACAACGAAUCGGAAGAAGUCGAUGCCGGUCUGGAUCCCACUGGUAUUAGGGUUCAUCACAUCGACACUCCCAGUUCUCAGUUCAGCUGGACAUUCAGCGCGAGUGGCAAGCGUUUACGACACGAUGCGAAGGGUCAUUGA